CACGAACAAUUAUUUGGUUACGUUUAAUUAACAUGUUAUUUACGUGAUCAAUUUGUAAAAUAGAAAGUUACAAAGUUUUUCUGUUUACAAUCGAAUGAUUAUUGCAAUUGGGCGUAUAUCCAUCUUUUAGUAUAAUUCAAUUGUACAUAUAUUUGUAUUUCUUUAAACGUACACUUAUCAUCACGUAAACAAACAUUAUAUGUGACGCAACCCGCCAAAUGGUACUAGCCAACCAAAUACUUAUAUAUACCCGUGUAUUUACAUGAUACGUGACGACGAAGUGCAUGAAGUGUAUUGCGUCACAAAUGGCUUCUGCCAACAGUGUGGCGUCAAUAAAUGUCGUCUGCUCGUUUUGACAGUUAUACUUUUAAUUAGCUAAGGAAUAUCAUUUUUCUAACUGGUCAUUGCACAUUUUUUCCAAAUAUCGACAAUUUUUUUUCCUAACAUAUUAUUCGGAGCGAGUUAUUUGAUUAGGAAAAUAUGGAGUUUUAUAUAAAAUAUCAUAAUGUGAUAAUAUUAUCGUCUGCUUAAUUGACAGCUGCGCAAGUUCAGAAAUCAGCGCCGAAGCGGUGAAGAGAUACAGUAUUUGGAUUUGUGGCAGUUUUGUUGAAAAUAGGAACGAUUUGUCAAUAAAAUGACGAUUACGACAAAGUCGAUACUGAAUUUUUGAAAAUACGACAUACAUGUCACACGUUUUAUUUAACUUUUCGCUUAAACAUGGAGGCGGAAGUUAGAGUUGUUCAUCGUUCUUCAAGUAUUUUCAAUCACAAUGCGGUUUAUUAUGGAUUUUAGCGUGAAUGACGUGUCAAUGCAUAGUCAAUCACAAUAAACUCGAAAUAUAUAUACAGCUACAAGUUCCUUCGAAUAACUGAUGAAAUAAUAUCCAUCAAAGGGAUGAAUGCUAUGCCUAAGGAAAAAAGAUCAAUAAACUAAACAGUCAUCCUAAACAGUAUACUUACAAAUAUGUAUUAUUUACACAUUCACUCUAGUUAUUCUAUUCAAACUAAUCAAUAUGAAAGUGUUAAAUUUAUUGAUAUUUAAAGUGCAAUUAUUUAUUAACACAACAUUAAAUGUGUUUCUUUAAAUAUGAGAAAUAUACUAAAGAUAUAUUAACGUAAUAAAAUGCUAUAGAUGUUAACAAGAUAAACAUCUUGCUUUACGAUUCUAGUCUAUAUUAUAUAAUAGAAAUAUAUAUUAUAAUUAUUGAUAUAAUUGCACUGUUUAUAUAAAAACUAUAUAUAAAUAAGUACUUAUAUCAUAUGAGCAUAGACAUUGAACAAAUUCUUAUUUAUACGUUAAAUUAUAUUAAAAGAGGAGUGAUUGCAACCAAAUGACUACAAAUUACAAAUGCCUAUAGUUUGAUUCAUUUAAUAGUGAUAUAUAUGAUAGAUUGAUUUUAUUAAACUUUUUUAAAUGAUAUAUUUGAAAUAUGCAAUAAUAAAUAUUUAUUCGUUGAUAGUGGAUUAAUUACAUGGUGUUCAAAAUAUAAAAUCAUAAAUACCAUGGAGCAAUGCGAAGAAACUAAUGUAUCUAAUGCGACAAAUGCUAAGGCAGAUAUUUCUCCUAAGUCAAAACAAAAAAAAAAGUCUCUUUGCCGUAUGCUUAUGAAUAAAAAGACAAAAGUCGGAUGUUUAGAAACAUCUUACAAGGAUGGCGAUUCAAAUAAAAAUUCUAAACUAGAAAAUUCCCAACAUGGAUCUCACACUAGUACAAAACUUUCAUUAUGCUGUGCAAUGACUGAACGCAGCAGAACACCGCCACAAAGUUUGACUGUCAGUAGAUUAUCUCCAACUACAUUAAGCCAUACAUCUGUUAAAUCUGAAGUAGCUUCUGCUAAUGGAAAUUGUCAGACAGAUGUAACGAUAGAAAAAGAAGAAAUGUAUGUAGUAAGCACACAUAAUGUCCAAGAAACUAUAGAAAAGAAUAGUGUUUUUAUGGGCAAAGAGCGACAAAGUACAUUUACUGAAGAAUUUCAUGACAGUAGUAAUAGUGAAAAAAAAAAUACGUUUAAAUUGGUGCAUGAUAUUAAUACCGAGGUGAAUUUUGCCAAUACAGAAAAUAAUAAUCAUAAAAUUAAUGUUAAAAAUUCAUGUGACAACCAAUAUUUAAAAAACGAUGAAGUUACGCUACAUGAAAAUGUAUCAGAUACAACUCAAAGUUUUAAAAAAAGUGAUAAUUUAUGUCCUACUGAUUUAUGCACAAAUAUAUCAAAUAUUCCAAAAAAUAGAAAGACAUUUAGUGCAACAAACAUUUGUGUAGAAAAGGAUGAAAAAGAAUAUAAAUAUGGUUCAGAUAGAAAUUUAGAUAAAAAAAUAGCAUUUUUAGAUCAAAAUUAUAGCAUAACAGAUAUUGUGUUACAUUCUGAUACUACUUUUGUGCAAAUAUCAAAUUUAAUACCGCAUUCUGGCACUAUGAAUAAUUUACAAAAAUUGCAUAAAUUUUUAAUAAAAGAAAAAAGUGUAAUGUCACAUGAAAAUAGUGAAGAUAGUGAUUUCUCUGCAGAGUCAACAGAAGAUUCAUUUGAGGAAUCGUCAGAAGAUGAAAAUGAUCUUUUAAUUGAUUAUGAAAGAAAUGAAAAAUGUUUAAAGGAUGAAUAUUUUACAAAAGGAAAAUAUAUCACUUAUUUCUUCUUGGAAAUGGAACGGAUGUUCUACAAUCCUUUUGAUGUUUACAGUAUGGUUCAAUACCAUGAAUCUAACAAUACUGAAAAACCAGGAAAAAAAGGUGAAAAUUCAUCCUCUGGAUCUGUUUCUCCAAGUGUUCCUACAUAUUUAAGACAGAAACUAAUUCAUAGGCGAUCUGUGGAUAAUUUAGUAGGGAAUUCACCAACAAAUUCUAUGAGACAUUCAAGUCCAGAAUCUAUAAAAAGUGCACCUGUUCAGCUUAAACCACGUUCUACAUCUCAUGAUGCAUUGUCCAAGAAAAAAGAGCGUCAUCAAUCUCAAACAACUGGAACAUCUAUGGAUAGUUUGGCAAAACAAGCAUUAUUAGCUGCACAAGUUCUUAAUCUGAUUCCUACACAAAAAGCACGAGAAAGAAAUUUUCUUCACGGAAGGAUUGCUGCAAAUUCACUACUUGGACCAGUAGAACUUGAGAAAGUAUUACCAAAUCGUGAAUUGAAAAUUUUUAUUGGUACAUGGAAUAUGAAUGGACAGAAUCCACCAAAAGAGCUAAAUGAUUUUAUGUUACCUUCAGAUAUAGAAACUGUUCCAGAUUUAUUAGCAAUUGGAACGCAAGAAUCUUGUUCUGAACGAAGUGAAUGGGAGGCAGCUUUACAAGAAACUCUUGGCCCUUCUCAUGUACUUCUUUGUAGUACUGGUUUAGGGACACUACAUCUUGCACUUUUCUUAAGAAGAGAUUUAAUUUGGUUUUGUUCUAUCCAUGAAGAUGCUAGUUUUUCAACCAGAACAGGAACUGCUUUCAGAACAAAAGGAGCAGUAGCUAUAGCUUUAAUGUUAUUUGGCACAAGUUUUCUAUUUGUUACCGCACAUUUAACUGCACAUCAGGAUAAAGUUAAAGAAAGGGUAAAUGAUAUUAAAAGAAUAGUUAGAAAUCUUGAUCUUCCUAAAGAGUUACCUACUAGACAUAAAAGCAAAGAUGUAACUCAAAAUUUUGACUGUGUAUUUUGGUGUGGUGAUUUAAAUUUUCGGCUGGCUCAACCAAGAGAGGAAGUUAUUCAAUGGGUUACAGAUACAUGCUUUCCACAACAAUUACCUAUAAAUUUACAUAAAGAUCAAUUACAAACAAUUCUUAAUGAAGGAGCAGUUUUACGUGGUUUUGAAGAAGCACCAAUUACAUUUCCUCCUACGUACAAAUAUGAUCCUGGAACUCAAAAUUUUGACUCAAGCAGUAAACAACGCACACCUGCAUAUACUGAUAGAAUUCUCUUUAAAGGGAAAGGACAUACAAGAAGUUAUAUUAGAAGAGUUAGUUAUGAAAAUUCUAAUUCACAUAAAGAUGGAGUCAUAGAAUGUUUGGUUUAUGACUCUGUACCUAGUAUUUGUACUUCAGAUCAUAAACCUGUAUGGGGUGUUUUUAAAACAAGCAUAAGGCCUGGUAUUGACACGUAUGUAUCAUUCAUGUAAGUUCAAUUUCCUUUUUAAAACAUAUAGUUUUUGAUUAAUAUCUGUUACAGCAUUCCUCUUGGAGGAGGUUUGUUUAAUCGUGAAAUAUAUCUAGAAGGCAUAAAAAGACGAGCAGCUGCUAUGGAUGACUCUCAUGGAACUUCAAAAGUAUGUUCAAUUCAAUAAUUAUAGGUAAUAUAAAUUUCAUUGAAGAAAAAAUUUCAUAUUGAAAAAUUUAUAUAACAUGAGCAUUAUUCGUUCUAAUUUUUAAUGCCAAAAUAUGAAAUCAUAGUUAUUGCAAUUCUUACAAUUAAUGUCACUUCUUUUUUUGUAUGUUCUAUAUAUAUAACAAAUUUGUAACUGUUCAUAACUUUUUUAUAUGAAUAACAAAUAUCGUUUUUUUGUACAGUUUAUAGAAUAUGUUACUGUACAAUGCGCACUUUGUAACAUCUAG
Molecule: messenger RNA, 4518 nt
Organism: Heterotrigona itama
Lineage: Eukaryota; Metazoa; Arthropoda; Insecta; Hymenoptera; Apidae
Source: the annotation of a GenBank genome assembly